Messenger RNA from Exophiala spinifera, 960 nucleotides. RefSeq lists its product as uncharacterized. The transcript has a single exon. The coding region runs from base 1 to 960 and encodes 319 amino acids. NCBI's taxonomy places the organism in Eukaryota, Fungi, Ascomycota, Eurotiomycetes, Chaetothyriales, Herpotrichiellaceae. The record is from RefSeq and is a predicted model, not a curated record.
AUGGCAUCCACAAACUCAAACACCAGGUUUACGCCAUUUAGCCUGGCUCUGCAGAAUGGGGCUAUAGUCACCGGGAUUGCUCACAUCCCUUCCAUGACUUCGACCACUCAUACGCAUUCCAAACCACUCAUCGUCGGAAUCCAUGGCGCUACUUGUACGGCUCAAAAUUUCGACAUUUCGGAAGAUUACACAGCAUCGACCGUCUCGGCAGCUCUGGGUGUGCCGUUUGUCGCGUUCAACCGUCCUGGAUACGCCGGCUCUUCACCCCUGGCUCCAUUUGACGAGGCAACGAGCUACCUCCGCGAAGAUGGAAAUUGGGAACACAAUUUCAUACUUCCCGCACUAUGGAACCACUUCGGAGUGACAAAUGGCUGCAAUGGUAUUGUCCUGUUGUGUCACUCCAUGGGUGUGCCUGGAUCUAUGGUUGCUGCAGCACUAUGGUCGCAAGAGAACAGCCCGAAAUACCCGCUGCGUGGGCUGAUACUGUCAGGCUUUGGUGUUGAAACAUUCUGGACUGAUCAACCAGCUAUCCUGGAGGGCCACGGUCCUAGCAGUUCGGAACUUAGCUUCCCACUUGCGGUGAAAGAGACACUGAUGCUCAGUGAGCCAAGUCUGUGGUGCGCCGAGCCCAAAGUUCGUUCUCUUGUGGGCCCUCAGACGGUCCCUAUGAAACGUGACGAGCUGAUUGAUAUGGGGUUUAUUUGGCCACAAUACUGGAGAAGUUAUGCGAAGUCCGUCCGCGUUCCUAUCCUUUACGCUGUUGGUGAACAUGACUGGCUAUGGAAAGGCACCAAGGAACUUGUACACGAGUUUGGUUCCUGUUUCCCGAUAUGCCCGAGGUUCGAAGGAAGUAUUGUACAAGGCGCACCACACGCGCUAGAGUGGAGUUCUGUCAGUCUUGGAUGGUAUGCGAGAUGCUUUGGGUGGGCGAUCGAAGUCUCUACAUAUCCUCUGCAAUGA